AGGCAGAUGCAACGUGUUACAUCCAAACGGCUCAAAGUUGUCCGUGAGGACCAUCAGUCAGUCACAGCACGGUCACCUUUGAUGGCCGGUGCGACGGUUGGACUGAAUCUGCGUGGUAUCGUAUCGGCGGUGAUUGGCCUUAUAAAAGAAUGGAUGAGCUGGUGCAAGAUCUAGUCUCUGAUCUGGAGGAAACUUCUGAGCACACACAAAAGUAUGCCAAUUUUGAAGAUGAAGCCUCCCACAACUCAACAUCGUACUUACUGAUGCCUCAGGCUAGGAAGCGGAGAGUCGGGAGGAGACGAAUGGACAUUGAACAUCGGAUCUGGGAAUUUGGUCAAUGCAUGAGUGAUGUUUCUGAAUCUAGCCUGGAGGGCACAAUUCAUGACUACACAGAAAAUAACAAUUGCAAUGAUUCGGAUGACCAUCUCUCAGUUGCCAAGCGUCUGUCUUCCCUGAACGUGACAGCAAUCAGACGGAAAAGGCAAUCCUGGCAUGAGUCAGAUUCCAUCACGGAUAGCAACUUAAUUGGUAGAUCUUUGCAAAGGAGAAAUAUGGUCAAACGUAUGGCUAUAGAUUCACCAGCAGAGGUCAGCAAUACACUUCACCCAUUGACCCAGGGCAAUGUUCCAGCCGCAAGCCCAGAAAGAAGCCAAGUACAAAUAAGCCAGCUCCAUUUCCAUUUCCAAGUCCAGGACAUCAGCAAAGACAAGAUCAUCAAGCCAAAGCGACUGCAAGUCCCAGAUGAAGGAGUUGGUGUUGAAAGUGAAGAAAUAUGCAACACAAAUAGAGACAAGAUGGAGUAUGAGGAGCAGAAAGUCUCAGAUGAUAGCAUGAGUGACAGUGAAUCGAGCAGCCUCAGCAGCAGCGAUCUUGGCUUGUUUACCAAUGAUGAAGGAAGGCAAGGUGAUGAUGAACAAAGUGACUGGUUCAUUGAGGGAGAAUCGGGUGGGGCGUGUGGUAUUGCAGGGGUCAUUCCCUGGUGGGAGCAUGAAGAUGCCACAGACCUGGAAAGGGAACUGCCAGAUCCAGUAUUUGAGGGCAUCUUAACGGGCACGUUCCCUCUCAUGUCACAAGAAGCCCAGAGAGGUUUUCAAAGAAGACUCUCCCAACUGUCUGGAAUGGGAAACAGAAAUGGCAGAAAGGGAUCCAAGACGUUUUCUACAAAGGUAAGCAUAUUAUUUUGUCCUAUAUAG
Amblyraja radiata (thorny skate) is the source of this 1193-nucleotide messenger RNA. Its product is annotated as G patch domain-containing protein 2-like. Bases 150 to 1193 code for a protein of 347 amino acids. The transcript is spliced from 5 exons. The record is from RefSeq and is a predicted model, not a curated record. NCBI's taxonomy places the organism in Eukaryota, Metazoa, Chordata, Chondrichthyes, Rajiformes, Rajidae.